Prorocentrum cordatum is the source of this 1752-nucleotide messenger RNA. NCBI's taxonomy places the organism in Eukaryota, Dinophyceae, Prorocentrales, Prorocentraceae. The record is from the annotation of a GenBank genome assembly.
CUGCUACCCGGGAUGCAGAAUGCACCCACGGCCCGGAUCUGCACUACACAGCUCUCUCUUGUUGGUAUUGUGCGCCGUUGGGCUCAACAACAUAGGGCUAUUUCAAGAAUUGUUAACGCUUCGCGUAUCCCCAUGUUCCCAUCCAGGAACGAUGCCUAGGGAAGCUGCCAUUAUCGGGGGAGCGGCGGCGGCGAUGGCUUCGAGUGGCACCGUGUGCUCCCUGGGCGCCGCGGUGUUCUGGUUCCUGUGGCGGGUAUGGCGCGGCCGAGGCGCGGUGCCGAGGGCGAGCUGGGAGAUGCCGCUGCUCGGCCACGCGAUGAUGUACCGGCGGGACCCCGUUGGCUUUCUUCGUCGCCAGCUGGCCGCCACAGAGGGCCAGGUCGUCACCCUGAACCUGGCGGGGCUUGAGACGGUGGUGAUUGCCGACCAGGUCGCCGCGCGGCAGUUUGCGACGGCGCCGGCUGCGAAGCUGUCCAUUCGGGCGGCGGUCAACGAAUUCGGAUUCGGUGUUGGGCUCGGCGUGCUCAACGUGUGCCUGGGCACGGGCGUGCACGUUCACGCGCUCAAGUCGCAGCUGUAUCCCAAGCUCAACGCGCGCGGCGUGGCGGGGCUCAGCGCCGCCACGAAAGCCGCCGUGGCCCAGUAUAUGCCGAUGCCCCCGAGGGGAACUGCGGCGAGCUGCGACUGGGUGCCGACGAUGCGGCGUGUCUUCUUGCACGUAUCGAUGACGCUGUUCGCGGGGCCCGCGGUGUUGGCCGAGGCCGGCCCCGACUUUAUCGAACGGUACAUUGCAUUCCAGGACCAGCUCGAGGAUGCCAUCGCAAAGGGGGUGGUUCUGCCGCGGUGGCUUGCCGAGUCUGCCGUGCUGGGGCCCGUGGCGAGGGUCCGGAGUGAGCUGGUCGAGGCGCUGUGCCCGGCCGUCGAAGCCGAGUGGGCCCGCGCUGGCGAGGCCGACUGCCCUGGGAUGUGGACCCAGGCCAUCCGGAAGCUGCGGAAGGACGCCAACCCAGGCUGGCGCGAUUAUUGUGCCGAUUCGGCUGGCGCGGCAGGGGGCGGAGAGUACACGGCGGCCGAGGCGGCCGAACUCAUCCUCGGGCUUCUGUUCGCGGCACACAAAAACCCGGGGAUCGCGGCGGCGCAGACGGCGCUCUUUCUCAUCGACCCCAGCGCCGAUCCGCGCCAUCUCGAAGGGGUGCUCGAGGAGGUUGACCAGUUCGGUGACGAGGGCGAUGGGCUGUCUCCAGCACAGUUGAGUGACCGGCUGCCCCGGCUCGAGCGAGCGGUGUACGAGGCAUUGAGACUGACGGCUCACACCAUCGGGGCGAUCCGGAAGGUGCUGGCCCCCAGCGGCUGGACCUUCAGCACCUCGUCUGGUUGCACGUACAAGGUCCCGUCUGGCACCUUUGUCGCCGCAUCGCACAUCGCGCCUCACCUUGACCCCCAGAAUUUCGACCGGCCCGACGUCUUCGAUCCAGAGCGCUUCGCCUCUGAGGCCGGCGGCCGUCCGGGCGAAUACGUGCUGACGACCUUCAGCAACGGCCUUCAUCGCUGCCCCGGCGAGCGCCUCGCGGUUGCCACGAUCACCGUCGCGCUGACCACCAUCCUCGGCCAGUACCUGCUCGAAUUGCCGUCGCCCCUCCCGCCGCUGUGCUUCGAGCGGGCGACGCUAGCCCAGAGGCUGGGGAAGGUGGCUGUGCGGUACAGGUCAAGGUAGUUGGCCGCCGUGCGCGUCCGCUGCGUAAGUAAAAUGGC